GGGAGGGGCGGCGGGUCAGUCUCCGCCGGGCGCUCCGGGGAUCAGCUGGUGGGCGGGCGGGUGCCCGACGCGGCCCCGGCUCUCGCUGCAGCGCCGCCUCCUUUCCCCGACGCAGGCCGCCCCGCACCGUGACAAUGUUGCGGGGCUGGUAGCUGAAGCGCCCGCCGACGAGCCAUCUCAAGUUUAAACUUAUACGAAUCGUUCUCUAGAGGAGGAGGGGACGGACCGCCGCGCGAUUGACACGCAUAUUCCUAUAGGCAUCCUCCCUCAGCCCCCACCCCCACGGCCGGAUUCGGGUGGCUCCUCUCCGAGCUGAAAUCCGAGAAGAAAUCCUUGGAUCUCUUGUUUUCUUUAAAAAAGAAAAAAAAAAUCUAGAAGCUGUCGGUGUUUUUGUUUUACUGCUUCCCCUUCGCAAGAUGAAGAAGUUUUUCGACUCCCGGCGAGAGCAGGGCGGCUCUGGCCUGGGCUCCGGCUCCAGCGGCGGAGGGGGCAGCUCCUCGGGCCUGGGCAGUGGCUACAUCGGCAGGGUCUUUGGCAUUGGGCGGCAGCAGGUCACGGUGGACGAGGUGCUGGCGGAAGGUGGAUUUGCUAUCGUGUUUCUAGUAAGGACAAGCAACGGAAUGAAAUGUGCCUUGAAACGCAUGUUUGUCAACAAUGAGUAUGAUCUCCAAGUGUGCAAGAGAGAAAUCCAGAUAAUGAGGGACUUGUCGGGACACAAGAACAUUGUGGGUUACAUUGAUUCUAGUAUCAACAAUGUGAGUAGUGGUGAUGUAUGGGAAGUGCUCAUUCUGAUGGACUUCUGUAGGGGAGGCCAGGUGGUCAACCUGAUGAACCAACGCCUGCAAACAGGUUUUACAGAGAAUGAAGUGCUCCAGAUAUUUUGUGACACCUGUGAAGCUGUUGCUCGCCUCCAUCAGUGCAAAACUCCUAUUAUUCAUCGUGACCUGAAGGUUGAAAAUAUCCUCUUGCAUGACCGAGGCCACUACGUCUUGUGUGACUUUGGAAGCGCCACCAACAAAUUCCAGAACCCACAAACUGAAGGAGUGAAUGCAGUAGAAGAUGAGAUUAAGAAAUACACAACGCUGUCCUAUCGAGCACCAGAAAUGGUCAACCUGUACAGUGGCAAAAUCAUCACUACGAAGGCAGACAUUUGGGCUCUUGGAUGUUUAUUAUAUAAAUUAUGCUACUUCACUUUGCCAUUUGGGGAGAGUCAAGUGGCAAUAUGUGAUGGAAACUUCACAAUUCCUGAUAACUCUCGAUAUUCCCAAGACAUGCACUGCUUAAUUAGGUAUAUGUUGGAACCAGACCCUGACAAAAGGCCGGAUAUUUACCAGGUCUCCUACUUCUCAUUUAAACUACUCAAGAAAGAAUGCCCAAUUCCAAAUGUUCAGAACUCUCCCAUUCCUACAAAGCUUCCUGAGCCAGUGAAAGCCAGUGAGGCAGCUGCAAAGAAGACCCAGCCAAAGGCCAGACUGACAGAUCCCAUUCCCACCACAGAGACUUCCAUUGCACCCCGCCAGAGGCCUAAAGCUGGGCAGACCCAGCCAAACCCAGGAAUCCUUCCCAUCCAGCCAGCCCUGACACCUCGAAAGAGGGCCACGGUUCAGCCCCCACCUCAGGCUGCAGGACCCAGCAAUCAGCCUGGUCUUUUAGCCAGUGUUCCCCAAUCAAAAACUCAGCCCCCACCCAGCCAACCUCUACCACAGUCCCAGCCCAAGCAGCCUCAGGCUCCACCCACCCCACAACAGACGCCUUCCACUCCUGCCCAGGGUCUGCCCUCUCAGGCCCAGGCCACACCCCAGCACCAGCAGCAACUCUUCCUCAAGCAGCAACAGCAGCAGCAGCAGCAGCAGCAGCAGCAACAACAACAACAGCCACCACCACCAUCACAGCAGCCAGCAGGCACAUUUUACCAGCAGCAGCAGCCGCCACAGACACAGGCUCAACAGUUUCAGGCAGUACACCCAGCAACCCAGCAACCAGCAAUUGCCCAGUUCCCUGUGGUGUCCCAAGGAAGCUCUCAACAGCAGCUGAUACAGAACUUUUACCAGCAGCAGCAGCAGCAGCAGCAGCAGCAGACCACAAACCUGCAUCAGCAGCAGCUGCUGACUCAGCAGGCUGCUGUGCAGCAGAAGCCUGCUGUAGCAGCCGGACAGCAACCCCAGGCUCAGCCAGCCGCAGCCCCACAGCAGUCCCCUGCCCAGGAGCCAAUGGUUGAACCUUUUCAACUUUUAUAUGUCUUCUUAUUUCGUGGGGGUGGGAACUUACCUAGGUCUGCAACCACCACUCCAUCAGGCUCUCCUCGGACUUCCCAGCAAAACGUUUAUAAUCCUUCAGAAGGUUCUACGUGGAAUCCCUUUGAUGAUGACAAUUUCUCCAAACUCACAGCUGAAGAACUGCUAAAUAAGGACUUUGCCAAGCUGGGGGAAGGCAAACAUCCUGAGAAGCUUGGAGGCUCAGCUGAGAGUUUGAUCCCAGGCUUUCAAUCCACCCAAAGUGAUGCUUUUGCCUCUUCUUCGUUUUCUGCUGGAAAUGCUGAAAAAAAGAAGGGUGGGCAGACUGUGGAUUCUAGCCUCCCACUUCUAAGCGUAUCUGAUCCUUUCAUUCCUCUUCAAGUACCUGAUGCACCAGAAAAGCUAAUUGAGGGACUCAAAUCUCCUGACACUUCUCUUCUGCUCCCUGACCUCUUGCCUAUGACAGAUCCUUUUGGCAGCACUUCUGAUGCUGUAAUUGAAAAAGCUGAUGUUGCUGUUGAGAGUCUCAUACCAGGACUGGAGCCCCCAGUGCCCCAGCGCCUCCCAUCUCAGACGGAGUCUGUGACCUCGAACCGCACAGAUUCUCUCACCGGGGAAGAUUCCCUGAUCGAUUGCUCUCUGCUUUCUAACCCUACUACCGACCUUCUGGAAGAGUUUGCCCCCAUAGCGAUCUCUGCUCCAGCCCAUAAAGCUGCAGAAGAUAGUAAUCUCAUCUCAGGUUUUGAUGUCCCUGAGGGCUCGGACAAGGUGGCAGAAGAUGAGUUUGACCCUAUUCCUGUAUUGAUAACCAAAAACCCACAAGGUGGGCACUCUAGAAACAGCAGUGGGAGCUCUGAGUCCAGUCUUCCCAACCUAGCCAGGUCUUUACUGCUGGUGGAUCAGCUCAUAGACCUGUAGCCGUGACCCAGUAGCAGAUGCAGUUCUGUAACCUUCAUACCGUCUCCAGAGAGAGCCCAAUCCCUGUCCUGUAAUAACUGUAGAGCACUUUAAAGAAUCAACGGGCGUUAAAGGCCUUCCCCUGUAUCCAGACC
Molecule: messenger RNA, 3286 nt
Organism: Myotis lucifugus (little brown bat)
Lineage: Eukaryota; Metazoa; Chordata; Mammalia; Chiroptera; Vespertilionidae
Gene: AAK1
Product: AP2 associated kinase 1
Exons: 22
Coding region: 417-3152 (911 amino acids)
Biological process (GO): protein phosphorylation
Molecular function (GO): ATP binding; protein kinase activity
Source: RefSeq, a predicted model, not a curated record